CCCCCCAUUUAUUUCGGUUUGGAUUUGGGUAUUUCGUUCGAAUCAAUCAUGAUAACUUCAAAAUUCAGUUUUAGCCAAAUCGAAACCAAAUUCAAAUUCAAAUUCAGCUAUCUUUUCGGUUUGAUAUUGCGGUUACCGACACGUUCGGAAUCUUGAUCGACGACGAUACCCUUUUUAUCGGGGGAUUUUGCUAGUUUCAAUGGAAUUGCAGUUACCAAGUUGUCGUGUUUCUGCAAUCGCUUCAAGGCUAUGGGCUAUCAAAAUGCUUUCGAGGUUGAAAUGGUUAAUCAUGAGGACGAUUCUGCAGUGAUCGUCAGUUCCCCCCAAAUUUGUGGCUCUCAAUUUCUCGAUCUUGCAAUCGAAGAAGCUAGAAAUAACAAGAAAACCUUGAUAUCAUCAAUGGAUUCCGUUAUCGGGUUUAUGAAAGAAGUGGAAUGUGAAGAGGAAGCUGCAGAACAAGCAAAAGAGGAAGCUGCUAAGUAUAGUUUACAUAUUCUUGCAAAGGUGGAUGAACUUAAACAAGCACAACAACUGGCAAAGGAAACAAAUGCCAUGCAUGCUAGAGAAGUGUAUGCACAAAAGGCUGUUUUAGCAACUGAAUUAGAAGAGCUUCAACUUCGAGUAUCGUGUUUGUUGGAUGAUGAAGAUAUCUCUCUUGCAGUUCUUGAUGAGAUGUGUAGAGCCUUGGAGAUGAGAUUGACUUCAGCUUUAAUUAAAAAGGAGUUAGCCGAUAACGAAAAGCUAGAAAACGAAAGGUUUGCUAGAGAAGCACUUGCCAAGGUCGAAGAGGUGGUAGAAGAGUCGAAGAGGCUGAAACAAGAAGCAGUGGAGAAUUCCAAGUUGCAGGAGUUCCUCAUAGAUCGUCGCCAUGUAGUCGAUAUGUUACACGGAGAGAUAUCUGAUAAAUAUCAUGUUUUAAGGAAGGAGCUCGACUUAUCGUUUUCCAGCCAAACGUCCAUCUUAUCUUCUUCAAGUUCUUUAAAAUUUUUGGGAACACCAUAUGAACCACGAUUUGAGAUUAUGGAAUCACUGAAUACCCCAGAUGAGAGCAUUGAGCGAGGCGAUUCCAAUGUUUCUCAUGAGAAUAGCUCAGAUUAUUUGCUUGUUGAUUCCACUGUUUUAUCAAAGAAUUCAUCUUCGAAUUUGGAGAAUCAGGAUCAGAAUGGAAGUGUGUGCAGGAAGUGCAGACAUUCUGUAAACCGAAUCAAGAAAAGAAUUAAAGUUAGCAAAGAGAAGGUGAUAUUAAACAUGUUUCGGAUAAAGAAUCUCAAGAACAAGGCAAUGAAGAAAUGGAUCGAGCUGAACAAGGAUGCUGUUACGGGUUUCUGUCAAGAUGAUUUUGCUACAGAUUAUAGAGCAGAUGAUUUUGAUGACGACAAGGAGGUAAUCAUUAGUUCUAUUUUCAUUUUUAUCCUAGUUAUUCUGAAUCUUGUUUACGCAUUUUGAAAUUGACAUUAUGAACAAUUAAAGAAUGGUAUUACUUGAACAUUUUGGUUGGAAAUUUGAUUAAUUUUAUUGGAUAUCAUAAGUUUUUGUGUAUGCAUAUCUUUUGUAUUCAUUAUGAAUAAAGCACCUUACACAACACUUGUUUCUCUAUAAAGAUUGCUACCAUCUAAAAUUUACAUCUUUCUAAAGCCAGCAGUUAAUCAUGCAAGCAAAUAAGAAACUUGGUACACUCCAUAUGAUAUAAAGCCGUGCAGUUUGUAUAUAUAUGCAUAUCUUUUGUAUUCAUUAUGAAUAAAGCACCUUACACAACACUUGUUUCUCUAUAAAAGUUGCUACCAUCUAAAAUUUACAUCUUUCUAAAGCCAACGGUUAAUCAUGCGAGCAAAUAAGAAA
This is a messenger RNA of Cynara cardunculus var. scolymus (artichoke), 1839 nucleotides long. RefSeq lists its product as uncharacterized. The transcript has 7 exons. Lineage: Eukaryota; Viridiplantae; Streptophyta; Magnoliopsida; Asterales; Asteraceae. The record is from RefSeq and is a predicted model, not a curated record. The coding region runs from base 250 to 1446 and encodes 398 amino acids.